This is a messenger RNA of Dromaius novaehollandiae (emu), 8242 nucleotides long. RefSeq names its product tudor domain containing 15 (gene TDRD15). The transcript is spliced from 4 exons. The coding region runs from base 324 to 6236 and encodes 1970 amino acids. NCBI's taxonomy places the organism in Eukaryota, Metazoa, Chordata, Aves, Casuariiformes, Dromaiidae. The record is from RefSeq and is a predicted model, not a curated record.
UUGCGCCGCCAUUUUGUCUGUGUGGGGUGGGUGUGGGUGGUGUUUCGUCUUCGGUCCCGUGCGGUGUUGAGGCGGUGCAAGGUGGUCGUGCGCGGGUUGUUGCGGCUUUCGCGUGUCGCUUGUGAUUGAGAGAUGCAGAGGUGAUAAUAAGAGUCUGGAGGGAGUUUUCUGAAAGCAUAAGCCAUAACUGGUAUGCAGGAUGUUUUUCUGAGUUUCACUACUGGGGUACUUGUUUUUUGUAAAAUUCAAAUGACAGGGAUCCAUAUUCAACUUGGAAGGUGGAUCGUGUUAUCACUAGCCACUUCAUAUAUGCUUAGGAAAGAAUGGAAUCUUUGGCUCCCUCACCAAACACUUUAGAUAUGCAUCUGAAGAUAACUUGUGUAGAAUGCCAUCCAGAGUGUUUGCUAGUGGCAUUUCAGGGUCAAUACAAGGAUGAGUGUGAAUUUGACUACAACAUAUUACAAAAUGAAAUCGAACGUGCAUUCAAAGUACAAGAUAAUGUUGAUAUUUGUGGAUCAUGUUUGGUGGAAGACACAGAAGGAAAAUGGCAUAGAGGAAAAGUUUUGAAAAAGAAAGAGAACAUCUAUGAGGUCUGUCUUAUAGACAUUGGGAAAGUGAUAAUGGUUGAUGAAAUACAUAUUGCUUCUGCUUGUGCUGAAUUGUUUCAGCUGCCUCCAAAGAUAGUUUAUGGAGUUUUUGCAAACGUACUUCCUCUUGGAGAAAAAUGGGGUCCAAAAGCUGUAAACUAUUUUUCAUCUCUGGUAGGAUUACAGAUUGCAGGUCAUGUGAAAGCUGUUUUACCGUAUCAGCUGUAUAUCCUGGAAGUAUCAAAGGUCAUUAGUGAUAUUGUUGAACUGCAGUUAGGAAAACUUAUUGAUGGAGAUUCAUUUUGUCUUAUUGUAGAAACACUAAAAGCAUUGCCCCAAGAAAUGCUUUGUAAGCAAAUGCCACAGUUGUUGAAACAUAAGUAUGCAGUCCAGGAGUUACUUACAUUUAGUGAUUCUGAGAAACCAUCGUAUUUUCAUCCAGUUCCUGGUGAUCUCUUGCCACUUCUGCCUGUUGGCAGUAAAGAAAAUGUAAAAAUAACUGUUGCAAUAAGUCCAAAUAAAUUUUACUGUCAGAUACAGAAAUGGCAGAAAGAGCUGGAAGAUUUGACAGGAGCAAUGCAUUUGUACUAUGAAGCUAUAAGCAGAGACUGUAAUACAUCAUUGGGUAGUUUAGGGUUACUUUGUGCUGCCAGAAGACAAAACGGACAGUGGCAUAGAGGUGUGAUACAACAGUUUCUCGCUGACCGUGUGGAAGUCUGGUUUAUGGAUUUUGGCAAUAUUGAAGCUGUGCCAUCUAGUAGUGUUUGGAAACUUAAAGAAGAAUUCAUGUCAUUACCAAUGAUUUCAUUUCCUUGUGCACUGUCUUGUUUUGGUAAUCAGGAUGAAGCAGCAAUAAAACUUCAGCUGAAAGAAUUUAUGCAGGCCUUGAUAGGACAAACUUCUGUGUGUGUCUGUAUUGAUUUAUUUAAUGCCAGUAAACACUUGUAUUAUAUUACACUGCAAAAUCAAAAAUUUGGAAUAAAUAAUACAUUUCCAGAAAAACUGAAUGAGACAGCUGCAUUGCAUGUCUCACCUUCUGAUGCAAAAACUACAAGUACUGAUGUAAACUACAAAACAGGUGAUGAGAACCACAGUUCAUUUAAGAAUUAUACUAGAAAUAAACUGACAAACUGCUUAACUGAAUAUGGCAGUUCUUUUUCAAGCCACUGCAAAAGGGUAGGAAUGAAAAUGAAUUCUUCCCAUGUUGCUUUUGUGGUUUAUGUAAUAAAUCCAUCAAACUUCUGGAUUCAAACAAAAAAAUGUAAGAAUGAAUUUCAAGCCUUGAUGAAAAAUAUUGCAGAUGUGUAUAACAAAUGUGGAACGGAUGACAGGGUCCUUAAAAACCCAAAACCUGGAUUGCUGUGCUGUGCCCGGUAUAGCAAAGAUAUGCGCUAUUAUCGGGGUGUUGUCACUGAAGUGCUUUGUGUCAACGUUAUUGUAUACUUUUUGGAUUUUGGAUAUACAGAUACAGUACCCUGUUGUGAUGUAAAAACAUUGCUUCCGGAGUUUUCUGAUUUACCAGCUUUAGCUAUGUGUUGUGCACUUGCAUGCACAUUUCCCAUGGAGGAUGUGUGGAUUAAAAAGGAAACUGAUUUCUUCAAAGAGACCGUGUUUAACAAACCAAUUCUGCUUCGAGUAGUUGGAAAGCAAAACAGCAAAUAUAUUGUUAAUGCACAGUGUAUGAAUGGUUUGCAGGAAUGCAAUGUUGCCAUGUGUAUGGUUCAGGCUGGAUGUGCUGAAUACUGGGAGGGGAGACCAGAAUCUCUUCUAAAUUUGGCAAAAAAUUCUCGAGUCCUGAAUCACCAGAAGUUUGAAAAGAAAAAAUUAGGUGCACAGGGCAGCUGUAAUAAGCAUAAAAAUAAAAUAUCAGGAAAUGGGCAGAUCUUUCAAAAGGAAAAAUCAUUAAGUGUGCCUCCUGUGCUGAGAGAAUCUGUUGUGCUCUCCUGUUUUGGAAGAGGUGCUAUUUCUCAGAGGCAUCAAUUACCACCAGAGGAAAACAUAUCUUAUAAAGAGUUUGUGUUUAAACCAGGAGCUUUUUUUGAGGUGGUGUGUUCCUACAUUGAUUCCCCAGCAGAUUUUUCAUGUCAAUUGCAAAGCAAAUUGCCAGAGUUGAAUAACUUGAUGGAACAAAUUCAGAUUUAUUAUAAAGUACAUACCAGCCCUUACAAAACUGGACAGGCUGCUUGUGUUGUUAAAUGCUCCAAAGAUGGGAGGUGGUACAGAGCAACUGUUGUGCAGCAAGUAUCUGCGGAUGAAGUUGAUGUGGUUUUUGUAGACUUUGGUAAUCGGGAAAGAGUCUUACUUAAAGAUAUUCAAGGUGUUCUUCCAGACUUCCUAGCUCUGGAAAGUCAAGCAUUUAGAUGUAGUCUUAAAAAUGGACCCUUGCAGAUUAACACACUUAAUUGGUCUGAAGAGGUGUGUAGACAUUUUGAAGACUUCAUUUCUGCUUCUCGAGGACCACUGAUUUGUAUCAUUUAUGCUCUAAUUCUUGUAAGCCCAAACUGCUUGUAUAAUAUAGUUGACUUACAGACGCCAUUCAUUAGUGCAGAAGAGUUUCUAAGAGAACGUGGUCAUACCCAGUCUGAAUAUAUUAGAUUGAGAAAAUGUGCAUCUCUGAGUUCUCUGUACAGUUUUUGCUACUCAUCUUUUAAUAUAAAAAUUGGAAGUGAGGAGGAGGUUUAUAUAACUCAUAUACAUAGUCCUUUGAAAUUCUAUUGUCAGCUUAAUCGAAACACUGAAACUAUAGAUGCAUUGAUGAAGAAGGUUAGUGAAAUAAGUAGAAUGCCAAAUCAUGCAAAAUAUGACAGCAAUACACGAUUAUGUAUAGCCAGAUAUUUUGAAGAUGGUCUCUUCUAUAGAGCUUUGGCUUUUCCUACGGAAUCAUCGUCCUAUUUGCUGGUUGACUUUGUGGAUUUUGGAAAUAAACAUAUGGUAGAGAGAGACGAGUUGAUGCCUAUUCCAGAGUGUGCCACUGACCUACUGCUAACACCCAUGCAAGCUAUUAAAUGCUGUCUUUCAAAUCUCAAGGAGACAGAAAUUUCAAUAAGAGUCAAUAGAUGGUUUGAGGAGACUUUCCUUGGUAAACUGCUGAAGGCUGUAAUUAUAUCCAGAGAACCAGAUGGCCAGAUUGUUGUCGAGUUGUAUGAUGGACAGCUUCAGAUAAGUCAGAAAAUUAGAGAAAAAAUAUUGGAGGAAUUGGCAGUUGUGAAAAAUUAUACAGAACAGUUUGUUGGAAGUUAUAGAGUGGUACACCACAUAGAAAAUGACAAAGAAAGUGAAAAACUAAAUGUGGAAGAUUCUGAAAGAACUCAUUUGAGAACUGAAGUGGAACGACAAGUAUGUGAUGUCUAUUGUCAGACAAAUACUGGGCAAAAUUUUGUAGAUGAAGAGCAGACAGCGCGCAACACGCAUGAUUUGUGUAGCAAGUCCUCGAAACUGUUGACUUCCCAGGAUAGUGAAGAACCAGGUGUUAGAAAUGGUGUUGGUGCUCUUCUGGAGCACCAAGAGAAACCUGUAGAUGAAAAGCUGCCUCCUCACUCACUGUGUCAGCCUCCUCUAAACUUAAAGGAAGUAACUGCGAAUACUGUCUUUGAAUCUUCUACUGAAAGACUAAAUUGUCCAGGUCAGCAGGAAAGGAGUGAAAAAAAUACAGCUAAAUUAACCAGUCUUCCUCAACGUGAUAUCCAGGUGAAUUCAGAAGUAGCAGGGUAUAUUUCUCAUGUAAAUAGUCCAUCAAGUUUCCAUAUUCAUCUUGCAGAGGAGGAAAACUUAAUAAUUCAACUAGCAGAAGAAUUAAAUGAAAGCACAGUGAAUGCAGGUCAUGAACAUGACUUAGGUGAGCUCAUGGUAGGGGAUGUUGUUUUAGCAGAAUAUUCUACUGAUUGUUUUUUUUAUAGGGCAGUUAUUAAAACUGUGAAAUCAGAAAACUCCUUUGAGGUAGAGUUCAUUGACUAUGGUAAUACAGCAGUUGUAAGUCCUUCAAAGAUCUACAGGAUUGAGACAAAAUUUUUAACAUUACCAAGGCUCAGUAUUCCUUGUUUCCUUAGCAGAGUAAAAAGUACUGCUGAUGAAAGCUGGACUAAUAAAAGUAUUUCCUAUUUUGUUAGAGAAAUCAAUAACAAGCCAGUCACUUGUAAGUUCUUGCAACAACUUGGAGAGUGGUGGGAAGUAGAUAUAAUUUGUGAGGGAAAGUCUAUGUCUGAUGUCGUUCUGCAGAAAAAACACAGGACAAGAUUGCAAAAUACAUCAACGCAUAGUCCGGAAAACACAUCAAAACAAAUUCUGAUUACAAAUACUGCAUCUCAAUACAGAGGAUCAAGGAAUAAUUUAGGGGGUCAAAGUAGAGCUAAGGCUGUUGGGACAAGAAAUACUUCCAAAACACUAUUAAAAGUUCCUCUUCAAGAUAUAAAUCCUGGACAGGUAGAAACAGCAGAAAUAAUUAAUGUUUCGGGGUGUGGAAAAUUUUGUGUGAAGCUACUUAGAAAUUUGCAGGUAUUACAUGAUUUAAAUGUAAUGCUUGUCAAAGAAGCAGAAAAAAAUGAUUUGCUUGCAGUGGAUAAUAUUGAAGAAGGAUUGGAGUGCAUAACAAAAUCUAAAAGGAACUUAAAGUGGUAUCGCUCGAAAGUGAUGAAGAAGUUUAGCAGGGAGAGGUUAAUGCUAGUUUUUUUCAUGGAUUGUGGCAAGUGUGAGAUGGUGUCCUUAAAUAAUGCAAAGAUGCUCAGUGAUGAGAUCAAAAGUAUUCCUAAACAAGCUGUGCCUUGUAAAUGGGUUUGGUUUAAAAAUUCAAAUAGAAUUCUGUUUGUCAAUUUAGUAAAUGCACUUUUAGAUCAUAAAAUAAGGAUCUUGUUUCUGAGAUAUUUGGAAUCCUCUCAUCUGUGGGAAGUAGAGAUUUUAAUAGGGGAAAUUCUACUUUUGGAAUAUUUGAAUAGGCUCUUAAUUCAUGAUAAGACCAUUGCUGGACCAGAGAAAUACAGUAAUAUAGACUGUAAAGCAUUUGCUACUUCCUUCAGGAUAAAUUCAGUCACAUGGAUGCUGCUGCAGAGUGGCAGAUGGUAUCCUGGGUUUGCAACUACAGUUACUGAUCCUUCAAACUUCUGCAUUCAGUUGGAAGGCUCAUUUCAGUGUAUGAAGAACUUGUCUCUGCUGCUCUCUGACCUUCCUGAUAAUCUGCCAGCUUUGCCAAAAGAACUUGUGGCUCCUGGUGCUGGUUGCUUGAUCAAGCUUGGACUAGAAACAGAGUGGAACAGAGCAGAAAUUAGUGAAGUGUCAAGUCAGUUUGUUGUUCUUACCUUCAUUGAUUAUGGCUUUCUGAAAAAGAUCCCUUACUCAGAUAUCCAUAAACUUAAAGUUCUUCCAGAAGAUCUGGCUUAUUUACCACGCUUGGCAUACUCUUGCUGUUUGUGUGAUACUGUUCCUUCCAAAGGAGAACACUGGAGUGAGGAAGCUAAACUUCUGUUUCGGAAGCUUCUUAGUAAACCAGGUCUGAUGCUCUGUUUUAAGCAGUAUGGCUCUGGAAUGAAAUUAGAGGUUGAUGUUCUGUACAAGCAGAAUAAUCUAGCAUGCAUCUUGGUUGCUGCUGGCCACGCAGUCUACUCUAGGAGUAGAUGCCGCCUCGUUCCAGUUGGCAAAAUUAAAUCGACCAAAGCCUAGUUUCUUGUGAUUCCCUUUCUGAGCCAAAUUAUAAUUAUGCUAAAAGCUUUGUCUUGCUGACAGAAGUAAAACAAGGAAGUAAAGUGCAAAAAAAAAAAAAGUAUCUAAAACAGCAGUAUGUGUUAAAGUUUCAAAUAAGGACUGUAGUGAAGUGAAUGCUUGAAUAUAAUUAACAAAGAAACUGAGUCCAUGUAAUACUGCAAAAUAUUGCAAAAGAUGGAUUUUAGUGUGGAGAAGUUUGUUCAGCUUUGUGCUGAUAUGAAAAAUAAAAUCAAAUCACACAAGAGUAAGCCUGCUAUCCCUGGUUGAAACUUGAGAUUCUGAUGAUCCAUGGCCUAGAAAGAAAGCAUGAGGAUGCUGUCAGAAUUUAUUUGAAUAAUAAAUAGACUACAUUAAGAAGGUAUCUCUUCACCGUAUCAUAAAAAUGAUUUAUAAAUACUGCUGUCUAAUGGUAUUUUUUUCAGGGUUUCUUGCUAUGUUUAUUUAGGUCAUUGUGUUUUUGGCAAAUCCUUAUCAAAAUACUUUUACAAUUUAUGUAUGAAGCAAUGUUACAAGUUAGGCAUAUAACUUUAUUUGCAAUAACAUCUGGUUUAUCAUAACUUAACCUUACUGAGUCCUUACUGUUUUGUAUGCUCAGAAAAUAAAUCCAGAAAAUCCAUAAUACUUGGAUCCCCGUUUAUGGGAGACUCUUCCAUCAAGUUGUUUUCAGAUGGCUCUUGGUGUAAGGAUGUGCUUGACUUAUCUCAGGGUUUUCUUUUGAUAACAUUACGUUAGUGUAGUUCUCUCUGCUGAGCGUGUGCAUCUGGUUGGUCUCUCCUCUCCAUGCUUCCAACACUUUCCUCUAAAUGGAGAGAGGAAGUUUUCUCUGUACACCACUUUGUGUCUCGAAGGAGUGUCAGUAAUCUUGAAACAUGUGGAGUAUUUUUCCUUUUCCUCUGUAGGAGGAGGAAAUUUCUGGGGAACUGAAAAUUGAUGAUACACUGUAUAUUUCUGAGAUUUUUUUUUUCCCCCAGUAACUGUUUUGAAAUUAUAAGCAUGUGUCAGGUGCUUCUACAUGCAACUUAAUGGUUAAUUAACUGACUAAGAUCUGGAUACCUUAAAAGCCCAGUCUGUUUGGGUGGUGUUAAUACACAACUUAUGUUAUGGAAUAUCCAACUUAAAAUAUGUAAGUACAUUAUUUUUUCGGUUUGUGUAUGAUUCAAAAACAUUAUCUAAUGUUACAAAGUGGAGCCUAGAAAUGACAGAUAAUAAAAAAUCAGCUCUGUGUAUAUUAUUUUGAUGUUCUGCAAGUUGAAAAUGUUGGAUUUAUUUUCAAAAAUGCUUGUUUUGAUUUUCAGUGUGAGCGGGCCUAGCUUAAGAUACUUGCUUCUGUGCAGAAGGUCUGAUAUGCAAACUGCCUAAAGUAAAAGCCAGAUAAUUAAAAUUAUUUUUAGUAGUAUGCUGUACCUGAAAAUAUAGAGAAUAGCUUUUGUUGCCAUGAAUCUGUGAACAAUCACAAUAGUUAAUAUGUUGAAUUUUCAGAAGUACAUUAUAAGGCUAUGUUUGGAUUGCUAUAUGAAGUUACUGGGAUGUUUGACUAUGAGUUUUGCUCGUAAUCGUCUUUCCUUUGUAUGGUCUUACUGUCCCUCCUCCCCCCUACCCCCAGCACCUUCGGUGAUAAUAGCAUUUUUCCUGUAAGUAGGAGAGGCUAUAAUUGUGAUCUAGUUGAAUACACUUUUCCAUGUAUUUCUGCUUGAAAGAAAUUGUCAUAUAUUUAGGAUAUAUUAACGUUUAGAUAUAUUUUCCCAUUUGUUUUGGGGCAAACUUGAUUCUGAGCAAAAACUUUGUUGAUGUGAUAAAAUUUCAUUAUUUGGAAACUACUGCUUACCAUUUGGUUUUAUUUCCUAAAUGUAUCUCUGUAAAUUGUUUGUACCAUGCCACUGAUUACUUUGAUCGUUUUAAUACAUGAAGGUGAUGGAGAACCACUUGCAUUUGUAUGGAAUUAAAAAUGUUCCAGUGUAUACUAA